AUGGCUACAAGUGAAAAUGUGGACCCACAACAGUAUACACGCGUAUCGGAUAUUGUCAAUGAACCACAAGAGAUGCUCAUGCCAAUUCGAGGCUAUGAAAAAAUGCCAAUAGUGCCAUUGGAAGAAGCUGUCAUACCACUUAUUUCGAUUUUACCUGAAAUUCAAGAUUAUGCUUAUGUGGCGAAACAACGAUGUAAAUCCGUACCACCCGAUAAUUUAACACAGGAUGAAUCAGCAUCAAUCAUGCUUUACUCUAUGGAAUGGAAACCACAUGAAGAAUGUUUAUAUUUUGCCCUUAACGCAACUCUUCGUAGUGAAGACAGACGAAAACUAGAACCAUGGUUUUCGUAUUUGAAACUUAUUCUGACAGCACUCGAAAAAUUACCAUCCACACGAUGCAAUGCGUUUCGUGGAGUGAAUUUAGACUUAACAAAUCAUUAUACUCAAGGAAAAACAUUUGUCUGGUGGGGAUUUUCUUCAUGUACAACAUCGAUUGAAGUACUCCAAAACGAACAAUUUUUAGGCAAAACUGGUCAGAGAACAUUGUUUACAAUCGAAUGUGAUAGUGGUAAAGAUAUCAGUCGUCAUUCGUAUUAUCAAAAGGAAAAAGAAAUUCUUCUUCUAGCUGCUCGACAAUUUAUUGUAGUAGGUUGUCUUCGACCAGCACCAGGUCUUCAUAUGAUUCAAUUAAAAGAGACAAAGCCUCCAAUUACUCUUUUAAAACCGGUUACGAAUCAAUAUGUGCAGAUUAAUUCAACACCGGAUUUUCAUCAGUCAAAUCAUUCUACAACUAGUACAGCACCUAUAUCAAAGAAUCCAAUAAUAGCAUUAUAUAAAAAGCUAACUCAAUCUCAAAUAAAACAAGAACAAAUUCAAACAAAAAAGAAUCAAUACAAACAAUUUGGAAUUACUGUUGCUGGAGGAAAUGAACGAGGAGUGGAAUUAAAUCAACACUAUGGUCUUCAAGGGAUUUGUAUUGAUAAUGAUAAAUCAAUUUAUAUUGCUGAUUGUCACAAUGAUCGUAUUGUUAAAUGGAAAGUGAAUUCAACUGAAGGUCAAAUUAUUGCAGGUGGAAAUGGUGAAGGAAAUCACAAUAAUCAAUUGAAGGGUCCAACAGAUAUAGUUUUUGAUAAAGAAAAUAAUUCUUUUAUUAUUUCUGAUAACGGGAACAGACAAAUAAUUCGAUAUUUUGAUAAUAAUCAAACAAAUCAACAAAUUAUCAUUUCAAAUAUUAAAUGUGAUGGUCUCACAGUCGAUAAAAGUGGAUUUAUUUAUGCUUCUAAUUGUGACCGUAAUGAAGUAAGACGAUGGAAACAAGGAAAUGCAAAAGGUAAACUAGUUGCAGGUGGAAAUGGUCAAGGAAAUCAUCGUACUCAACUCAAUGGUCCUAUUUAUAUCUUUAUUGAUGAAGAUUAUUCUCUUUAUGUAUCAGAUUGUUUUAAUAAUCGUGUAAUGAAAUGGAAAAAAGAUGCAAAAGAAGGAAUUAUUGUUGCUGGUGGAAAUGAUGAAGGAGAUAGUCUCAAUCAGUUGUAUUAUCCUCAUGGAGUGAUUGUUGAUCAUUUGGGUCAAAUCUAUGUGGCAGAUCAUUAUAAUAAUCGAGUAAUGCGUUGGUGUGAAGGAGAUGAAGAAGGUGAAAUUGUUGUUGGUGGAAAUGGUGAAGGAAAUCAAUCAAAUCAGUUGAUCCGACCCACAGGUUUAUCAUUUGAUAAUGAAGGGAAUAUUUAUGUUGUUGAUUGUGACAAUCAUCGAAUCCAAAAAUAUGAAAAACUAUGA
Molecule: messenger RNA, 1773 nt
Organism: Adineta steineri
Lineage: Eukaryota; Metazoa; Rotifera; Eurotatoria; Adinetida; Adinetidae
Source: the annotation of a GenBank genome assembly